AUGAAGUUUCUACCUGACGGGCUGAGAAACCCGGUUGUGAUCAAGAGGAGGCUGUCAGCGACGGUCGCGGGUCCUGCGUCGCUCCUAUCGAGCGGCAGUGACUCUAGCUCGCUGCAGGUGCCCGGCACGCCAACAUCCAUGCCGGCGCCGCUGUCGCCAGAUAGCAGCAACAACAUUAGUGGUUACAGCAACACCGCCCGGUUGUCGACAACUGGCCUAUUCUACGACCUACCACCGGAAAUAUACGAAAACAUUAAGCCGCUCCUGACUCUGUUUAAGGCGCAGGCUCACAGAGAGUACUACUCAUGGGUGGACGGCCCCUCGGCGUCUCAAUGGUCCGCGACGUUCAUGGACGGGUCCACUGCGGAACUCGCAUCGCUGAGUUUCGUCGGGGACACAGUCAGGAUCGUUCCAAGAGACACUAACAGGGAGUACACGAUGCCACUCAUCGUGGGGGACAACGCGGGUGCGAACUACACAGUGGAGGACUCGCGUGUCUGUUUCACGAACCCGCGUGUCACACUCUCCUGUGCGUCGGACGGGGAACUUGCCAAGCUCGUAAAGUUACUGUCAUUGUCCGUGUUCGAACGGAUCUCACUGUACAAGUCGCUGACAGGUACGGUCAUCGCGAACAUGGGGAAGCAUCUACCGGACAUCAAGAUCAUCCUGAACUCGCCACACAACUUCAAGGACUGGUGCGAGGUGUACCUGGAGGGUACUGGGUGGGUCAAGGCGUGGUGCCACAUCAACAGGGACGCGCGGUCGGGCAAGGACCCCAAAGGGAAGUGCCAGAUCAAGAUAUACACGCAGAACAGGAGCGCGGACCCCUCCGCGGCGUCGAACCUCGUGUGCUAUAUCCCGGACUGUGACUACAUCCAGGACAUCUUUUUCUACAACACUGCGGACGCCGAUUUGGACCCAGUGUCGUUUCUGCAGAACCUAAACACAAUCAGGAUUCUGGGCGACGUCCGCUACUCGAACGAGUACAACAACAUCGGGGGCACGACGGGGAAGAGGAAGAUGUUUUCCCCACGGAGGAGGGUCUCGACGAGCUCUAUAAAGCUCAAGUCCGCGACGCAGCACGAGACGAGACAGACGGGGCUGCUGGUACGGCCUAUCGCGCACAACGGGCUCUCCCACUUGGGAGCCAUGACACGGUUCAUUAUCCCCAUGUUUGACAUUGCAAGGAAGUACGGACGUCCCGGCAAAUUCGUCACUUCGAGACAGGACAGCGACUCCCUGAUGUUCGCCCUGCCAAGACUGCCAAAGACGCGGUUCUUGGCGGAGGACCAGAUCCCGGGAUUUCUAGCGAACGCUGGGACCGCGGGGGGUGACCCGCUAGCCGCAGCAAUGGUUACUGUUUCAGAAUACAUCGGUGCGACGUUAUCAACUUGA
Huiozyma naganishii CBS 8797 is the source of this 1395-nucleotide messenger RNA. RefSeq names its product Tph3p (gene TPH3). NCBI's taxonomy places the organism in Eukaryota, Fungi, Ascomycota, Saccharomycetes, Saccharomycetales, Saccharomycetaceae. The transcript has a single exon. The record is from RefSeq and is a predicted model, not a curated record. The coding region runs from base 1 to 1395 and encodes 464 amino acids.